Messenger RNA from Hyaena hyaena (striped hyena), 3049 nucleotides. It is a transcript of the gene CX3CR1, whose product is annotated as C-X3-C motif chemokine receptor 1. Gene Ontology annotation, cellular component: membrane. NCBI's taxonomy places the organism in Eukaryota, Metazoa, Chordata, Mammalia, Carnivora, Hyaenidae. The transcript is spliced from 2 exons. Bases 119 to 1186 code for a protein of 355 amino acids. The record is from RefSeq and is a predicted model, not a curated record. Gene Ontology annotation, molecular function: C-X3-C chemokine receptor activity. Gene Ontology annotation, biological process: cell adhesion; chemotaxis; immune response.
UGUCACCUCCAUCCCGUCACCUCCUAACUCCAGGAUGGAAGCACGAGACUCAGCUCUGUGGUCUGAUUACGAGCAGUGACCACAGUUUCGCAACCUUGAUCCCCCCCAGGUCGUCACCAUGCCCACCCACUCCCCUGCGUUGACUUUAGAACCUUUCGAGUACGAUGAGUCCGCUGAAGCCUGUGAUAUAGGAGAUGCUGUGGCCUUCGGGACCGUCUUUCUGUCCAUACUCUAUUCCCUUGUCUUUGCCUUUGGCCUGGUGGGGAAUUUGCUGGUAGUGUUUGCCCUCACCAACAGCCGGAAGCCCAAGAGCAUCACCGACAUUUACCUCCUGAACCUAGCCUUGUCUGAUCUGCUCUUUGUAGCCACAUUGCCUUUCUGGACUCACUACCUGAUAAGCGAGCAGGGCCUUCACAACGCUAUGUGCAAACUCACUACCGCCUUCUUCUUCAUCGGCUUUUUCGGAGGCAUAUUCUUCAUCACCAUCAUCAGCUUCGAUAGGUACCGGGCCAUUGUCCUGGCUGCCAACUCCAUGAACACCCGGACCGUGCAGCACGGCGUCACCGUCAGCCUGGGCGUCUGGGCGGCCGCCAUCUCGGUGGCUGCGCCUCAGUUCAUGUUCACAAAACAAAAAGAAAACGAGUGCCUUGGCGACUACCCUGAGGCCCUGGAGAACCUGUGGCCUGUUCUCCGCAACGUGGAAGUCAAUUUGUUUGGUUUCCUGCUCCCGCUGCUCAUUAUGAGUUAUUGUUACUUCAGAAUCAUGCAGACACUGUUUUCCUGCAAGAACCGCAAGAAAGCCAAGGCCAUUAGGCUGAUCUUUCUGGUGGUCGUCGUGUUUUUUCUCUUCUGGACACCUUACAAUGCCAUGAUUUUCUUAGAGACGCUUAAUCUCUAUGACUUCUUUCCCAGUUGUGACAUGAAGAAGGACCUGAGGUUGGCCCUCAGUGUGACUGAGACAAUCGCGUUCAUCCACUGUUGCCUCAACCCCUUUAUCUAUGCAUUUGCUGGAGAGAAGUUCAGAAGAUACCUUUACCACCUGUACAGGAAGUGCCUGGCUGUCCUGUGUGGCCACCCUGUCCACGUCAGCUUCUCCCCGUCUGAACAGACCAGCAAGCGGGAAAGCAUUCUGAGCAGUAAUUUCACUCAACACACCAGCGACGGAGAUGGGUCCAUCCUCCUCUGAGGGAGUCUCCAGAGCCUUGCCCCUACACACAGCCCGGAGCGCCUGAGCCUGCCGCUGAAUAACGAAGACAGAUUUUUUGUUUGUUUCUUACAUGCAAGACACGAUGCACCGAACCCUCUCAGACAACCCUGAAGCGUUUUUGAGCUUUGUGCCCCAAAUUUGAAUGCUCAAGGGUAGACAUGUCUCCAACUGCAAAUGUCAGGACUUUUUGUUCACAAAUGACAAAAAUUCAACUCACUCUAGCUUGGCUAAAGAGGAGGCAGGGAGUAUUAUUCACAUGGUGGCCUGAGUAAGAGAGUGCCUGAGCCCUCAGAGUAUGUAGAAACUAGGGCUUGAGUCCAGCUAGGAUUUCCUCUCUGUGGCUCUCAAAUCUCUGAGUGGUGACAGCUUAGCCAACAGAGUGGGACUGAGAACCAUCCCUCUCUGGUCCCAAGGUUAAAAUUCCCAGAGAAGGGCUCUCGUUGGCUGAGUUUGAAUCAGAUGCCCUUCCCUGGGCCAGGCUGUGGUAUUCACUCAGGGAGAAUAGAUACGAUGGCAGCUUCCAUUCCAACUGCAUGGUUAGAGGUCCAGAAAGCCAUAUGUCCAAGAAGCUGGAGGGGGCGGGGCUGUCUUGACCCAAUAGAACAAGAGCUGCCCACCUACCUCCCCAGUAUCUGGCCCAGCCCCCUCACCGAGCACACCAGCCAGACUUCCCUUUUUUAUCAUGCCUCCAAAUCUGCAAAGGUUGUCCAAUGACCACGGGGUCCAAUCCGAGAUGCUACAUCACAUGGUUCCACCUACGAUUCCCCGUCUCUUCCCCUUCCCCAAGGAACUCAGCCCUUCAGCCAACCAAUCUCUUCCAGCACGCGUCGUCCCUGCCCCUGCGCGCGGGGAGGUAAAUAGGGAGAACCCUGGCCUAAACUGACAAGGGGUGGUUUCCACUCCCACCUUCGUCAUCGCUCCCCGGGGAGCUCAGGGCCAGCCCAGCUUCAGCUUCCUUAUCUGUAGAAUGGAGAUCGUGGCACUUUUCACACAGGGAGCCUCCUUCUCAGCAUGAGAAACCAGCCACCAACUCUUGCUGCUCCCACCCCUCGUACCUGGUCUCCAGGCUACAGCUUCCCCCCCACCCCCCGCCGGCGCAGUGCCCACGGGGCAGCCUCGGCACAGCCCGAGGAGCCUCCAGGCUCUGCUGUGGGAUGUGCCCAGAUACAGAGGAGGCUGGUUGCUACAGUGGUACUCAGUGGACACCCCUGGGUACACGGAUUGAUGGCCUUCCCUGACCCCGCCCUCCAGACUGCCUCGAAUAUUCCUUUCCAGUUGCCUCGUAUCAAGCCCCUGCCCAUCUAAAGCUAACCCCCGUCAUUGAUGCCACUGCCAACCUGGGGAGCCAGGGUCGCAAGCACAGCUUUUUCCCCCUUUUUUAGUAAACAUUUGGGAUGGUCGAAUACUUUAAAGCUUGAAAGCCAAUUGCAAUAAUGCUAAAGAGAAUGUCCUCUACUACCUAACAUGCAAUGUCUUCCUUCAUCUGCCCACCCAGGACUUGUUUGUACUCUCACAUGUUUAGAGUUGAAAGUGUAAUGUACAGACCCCUCUGCAAUCUGCUAUUUUUCUCUUACCAUUAGACCACAAAUGGCUUUCUGUUUCUAUAUAGUUUUGUGCUGUUCGCUUUAGAAGGCUCUGCCAGGCUGCGUGCUCGCUGAAGGCAACUGACAACUCAUCGCUGUAUUUCUGACACUUCCUUGGGAGUCAGUACGUUGGCUUCGUCAGUGACAGAAUGAAUUGUGUUCCAUCAAAAUCACAUCUCAUAAUUUACUCACCAUUAUCCUGUUGAUAAACAUUGCACUUGAUGCCAGUAUUUAGUGAAUGUAUAUUUUACAGCACUUC